UGCUGUGUCUUUGCUUCUUGCACGCCUCAUCUCAUUAAUUCGCGCUCUGCACAAAACACCGUGACAACAGAGCAAGAUGCCCUUCCCAGUAACCACACAGAGCAAAAACACCAACAAAGACGUCCGCGUCAAGCGAAGCGAUAGAAUCCUCCGCAAAAGUAAGUCUAAUGUUGAUGUUGCAUCCGCUCCACUGUGGAGUUCCAAUGGGGCAGCAUGCCAAACGAUGGAUGAUGCAGGCAUUGCCGGCGUCAACUCGUCGUGGCAGAACCGAAAGGACACCAUGCUGAAGAGAUGCAAGACCUACCCCGUGCCGAAAACUUGCGACGAGGUUGGGGCUGCAUACCACAUGCCCUGUGGCAACCACUGGGAUCAGCGAAAGUCAGCUCUCAUAAGGUCGAAAAGUUUGAACUCUGGGGAAAGCAAGAAGGCCAAGAGGCGGGUUAGAAGGAUUCCGAGGGCCAGGAGACAGAAAGAGUCCCCACCGGUGCCGAAGGCAACCCCAGACCCAGAGCAGACGCCUGCCCCAAGACCUUCGUUUUGUCGGUGGCAGAGUGAGCCUCAGCUGCUUGUGGAGCUAGAGGAGGAAAUUCAAGUGCAACAAGGCAGCGAUCAGAAGAUGACCCGAUGGGAUACCGGUACUGGUAGUAAUGGUAGUCCAAGGCGGUGCACGAGUUGCCCCCCUGUACCUCGGCGCCCCUCAAGCCCCAGCAAGGAGGACGCUGACUCCGCUACAAAAACUUAUUCUCCCAGAAAGCCGCAACGGCGUGCCUCUGUUACCAAGGAGGACGAUCUUUUCCCUAUUGGAAAGCCAACGAUGGCAUUCGUGGGGGAAAUGACUGACUACGAAAAGGAUCUAAUAGUAGAGGAUCAGAAAGUCAAUGUGAUCAGCUUUGCGGCAUAAUCUUUUAUUUAAAAAGCAUGCAGCAACUGGCAAGAAGCCAGAUUUUUUAUGUGCAUGCUUGGAACAUUGCUACCGCGACACAUUCCAAGCAGCAUCAGCAACCAGACCAUUUGGUUUUUCGUUUACUAUGAACACUGCUUAAUAAUAAUAAGUGCUUUACAAAACAUGCGAGUUCAAGCUCGAUAACUCUCUUUUUGCGAGCUCCCCGCUCGACUUUAUACUUCGACUUCCUC
Molecule: messenger RNA, 1134 nt
Organism: Seminavis robusta
Lineage: Eukaryota; Bacillariophyta; Bacillariophyceae; Naviculales; Naviculaceae
Source: the annotation of a GenBank genome assembly